AUGCCCAACCCCACUGUCGUCAUUGUGCCAGGCGCCUGGCACCGACCUGCCCAUUUCCAAGGCCUGAUCGAUGAGCUCGCCAAGGCCCACUACGACGCUGUCGGAGUUACUCUCCCCUGCGUUGACUCAAGUCCUCCUCUACCAAGCUGGGAUCAGGAUGCACAAGCUAUCCGCCAAGUGAUUCUCGAAAAGCUGGAUGCCGGCAAGGAUAUCAUCGCGCUCGCUCACUCGUUCGGAGGUAUUUCAAUGUCCGAGGCUGUCAAAGGUCUCGGAAAGAAAGAGCGUGAGGCGCAAGGCCUAAAUGGAGGUGUUAUUAAGCUUAUUUACAUGUGCGCUAUGGCAUUGCCGGAGGGCCAGACCCAUCUCGGCCAGAUGGUGCCUUCUUCACCCGAAGAGGAGGAUAUCGAGCGACAGCGUCAGGAAAUGCAGGCUCAAUUGGGUGGUAUGGAGGUUUCACCGGAUGGAGCAAUUUCCCUCCCUAAGCAGCACAUUCACAUGGUCUUCUAUAACCGCUGCGAGCAGAAAGACAUUGAUCGAGCUGUGUCACUGCUCGGAACAUUCCCCGCGGGUCCAUUGGCUGUUCCUGUCACUUAUACUGCUUACCGGGAAAUUCCAAGCACAUACAUUGUGUGCAACAACGACCGUGCACUGCCCCCGCCAGUGCAGCGCAGAAUGAUCGCCCAAGGCGAGGGGUGCUUCGAUGUGGAAGAGUGCGAUGAAGGUCAUUCUCCAUUCAUGAGCAACCCGACUUUCAUUGUGGAUUGUGUUCGCAGGGCCGCGGGUGAGAAGGUUUAG
Molecule: messenger RNA, 795 nt
Organism: Penicillium nucicola
Lineage: Eukaryota; Fungi; Ascomycota; Eurotiomycetes; Eurotiales; Aspergillaceae
Product: alpha/beta hydrolase
Exons: 2
Coding region: 1-795 (264 amino acids)
Source: RefSeq, a predicted model, not a curated record